AUGUCUAAAAAUUACCAGUAUGUCCUUGCCUUUGCUUUUGCCAUUGAUGAGGUCAACAAGAAUGCCAAGUUGUUACCCAACGUUACACUGGGUUCCAUGAUUUAUGACAAUGCAUUUAGUGCAGGAAGAGCCUAUUGGGCCACUUUGGACUUACUCUUCACAGCCCAGGGGAAUCCCCUCAACUACAUCUGUGGCAGGGAGAAGAGGCCAUUGGCUGUCAUCGGUGGACUUACCUCUCAGAAUUCCAUCCAGAUGGCCAACAUCUUAAGUAUCUACAAGAUUCCACAGGUCCACCAUGCAUGGGGCAUCUGUACUGGGAAGGAGAAGCUAGAGACACUUCCUGGAUCUGUGUUUGAAAUGGGGGUGUUGGGCCAGAGCUACAGUAUCUACAAUGCAGUUCAUGCUGUAGCACAUGCUCUCCAUGCCAUGGAUUCAUCAAGAGCCAAAAAUAAAGUAUUGCAGAUUGGAGACAGAUGGAAACUUUUGGCAGCUCAACCCUGGCAGAUGGUCCCCCAAGCCACGUGUGUCAAGAGCUGCCAUGCUGGUUACAACAAGAUUGUCAUGCAGGGGAAGCAAAUGUGUUGCUAUGAAUGUGCUCAGUGCUCUGAAGGGAGAAUUUCAAACCAUACAGAUGCAGAUCAGUGUGAGAAGUGCUCAGAAGAUCAGUAUCCAAAUGAGCAACACCAUCAAUGUCUCACCAAACAUAUUGUCUACUUAUCUUAUGGAGACCCCUUGGGAGCAAUUUUGAUUAGCUGUGCUUUUUCAUUUUCCACAAUCACCAUUGUGGUGUUGUGGAUCUUCAUUCGCUACCAACAUACUCCCCUCGUCAAAGCCAAUAACUGGAGUAUUACGUGUGUCUUGAUCUCUUCCCUGUUGCUUGGCUUUCUGUGUUCCUUCCUGUUCAUUGGCUGGCCUGGAAAGGUGUCGUGCCUUCUGCGGCAAACUAUGUUUGGCAUCAUCUUUUCCAUUACCGUUUCAUGUGUUUUGGCCAAAACCAUUACUGUGGUUCUGGCCUUCAUGGCCACUAAGCCAGGGAACAGGAUGAGGAAGUGGGUCGGGAAUACCCUGGGAAUAUCUGUGGUGGUCCUCUGUUCUCUUAUUCAAACUGGCAUCUGUGCUGUGUGGCUGGCAACCUCUCCCCCUUUCCCAGAAUUUGACAAGCACUCUCAGAUCAGUCAAAUCAUUGUUCAAUGCAAUGAAGGCUCAGACACCAUGUUCUACAUUGUCCUGAGCUACAUGGGGUUUUUGGCCUUCAUCAGCUUCACUGUGGCUUUCUUGGCCAGGAAGUUGCCUGAUAGUUUCAAUGAAGCCAAACUGAUCACCUUCAGCAUGUUGGUCUUCUGCAGUGUGUGGGUAUCCUUUGUCCCAACCUACCUGAGCACCAAGGGGAAAUACACGGUGGCUGUGGAGGUCUUCUCCAUCUUGGCUUCUAGUCUUGGUGUAUUGGGCUGCAUCUUCCUUCCAAAAUGCUACAUUAUACUCCUGAGGCCUGAGCUGAACACCAGAGACCAAUUAGUAAGGAAAAAAUGUUGA
This is a messenger RNA of Elgaria multicarinata webbii, 1533 nucleotides long. RefSeq names its product vomeronasal type-2 receptor 26-like. Gene Ontology annotation, molecular function: G protein-coupled receptor activity. Gene Ontology annotation, cellular component: plasma membrane. The coding region runs from base 1 to 1533 and encodes 510 amino acids. Gene Ontology annotation, biological process: G protein-coupled receptor signaling pathway. The transcript is spliced from 5 exons. The record is from RefSeq and is a predicted model, not a curated record. Lineage: Eukaryota; Metazoa; Chordata; Lepidosauria; Squamata; Anguidae.